CCCCGAUCCCGAACGAACCGGCUACGAAAAUAGACCGCAUCUUGGAUCGGUUGGAUGUUUGCCCAACCAGUUAGGAACUCCGCUUAUUUGGACUGAUUUGAUUAGCGACGAUGUCGUAGGCAGGCACCGCAACGCGGAGCUUACCAGCGAACUUACCUGCCCAGGUGAGGUGCUAAGCGAAGUCGCAGUCAUGCUGGAGGGUUGUCACUCCCCAGACGUGGUUACUAAAUUUCGGAGCUGACUAAGGAUGAAGGAAGUAAACAGAUCUCACGGCUGGAUGCCGCAAAUACGGCGAAAUUCACCCACACCAUUGGUAUUAGGUCACCUCACUCAGGUUUUCACAUGCUCCGAUCCAGAGGCCAGAGGUAACGAGGAACUUCCUCCACCGCCUUCAAAAACAAAUCCUACUGAUGACAUCGAAUCUGACGUGGUGCAUCAGAUCCUUGGGGACUUUGGUCCCUGGCAGCUUCGCUCCCUGCUGAUCUUAUUCCUGUGCAAAAUUCCUGCCGCCUGGUUAAUGGCCUGUAUCCUAUUUACGGCCCCGGAUCUGUAUCCCAUGGAGGAAUACACCUGCGAUACGACCUCAUUCGGUCCGGCUGGCAAUUGUUCGGUGUCCCUGGAUCAUUGCUAUGUGAUGGUCGAUUACGGAGAUUCGGGUUACGCCAUGCGUCAGUGCCGCAAGUUUCUCUACACCACCGGAUUCCACUCCCUGACCAUGGAAUUCGAUCUGGUGUGUUUGUGUGACUUUUUUGUGGCCUGGUCCCAGUACUGGCAUCUUUUCGGGCUGCUCAUCGGCGGUGUAGCAGCUACGAAGUUGAUGCGGGUGCUUAGUCCGCGCCAGAUUUAUGGAACUGGCAUUUGGUGCCUCCUGAUGUGCAGUCUCCUGAUGGGCCUGGUCAAGGAUUUUAGUCUUCAUUGCGGACUCCGAUGCUUGGCUGCUGUAUCCUGCUGUUUUAUGAUCACCUCAGGACAGACAAUAUUUAGCGACCUAACAGGUGGCCGACAUCGACUGGGAGCCCUCUUGCUCUACGAUUGCUUCUGGGCCCUCGGAUUAAUCCUACUACCUGGUCUCGCUUCGGGAGCUCCCAGUUGGCAGCACAUUUACCUUGGGGUAACUCUCUGCCUCCUGGUAAUUGUCUUCCUACUGCCCUGGACUCCGGAUUCACCCCGCUGGCUGCUUCAGCACACCAAGGACAAUCAGUUGGCCAUCGAAAAAACAGUGGGAAUAUUACUGGAAGCAGCACGGAUGAAUGGAAGCUUCCACAAGGUGUCCAAGGAGCUGCCUCGCCAGCUAGGCCAGUUGAGAGAGAAGCUGCUGGACCACACGCCCCCUGUUCAGUGGAUAGAUCUAUGGAUGGGACGGAAGAGGAGGAAAAGCAGCUUCCAUUUGGUGGCUGUUCAUAUGGCGCUGGCCACAUUUAUGAUAGUGCACACUGGCCUUCUUCUGCACGUUCGCUCCUUUGGCAGGGAGCAUCUCGUGGCCAACACCCUGUCCAUGGGACUGGCCGAGAUGAUGGGCUGUUUCUUGGCCAUGUACCUGACGUUCCAGAGGAACCGGAGCAAGUGGCAGUGGGCCGGAGUAUUCGCCAUGACGGUGGGUUUCAUAGGCAGCAUCUGCUGGUUCCUGGCAGAGGAGGCGAUGCCUGAGGUUUACGGCCUCACAAUGGGAUGGUUAAUGGCCUCCCUGCCCCAGGCAGCCGUGUCGUGUGCCCAGUCCAUGAUCCUGGCAUGCUUGGGGGAGCUUGUGCCCAAAGAGCAGAGGAGUUGCCUCGCCUUCUCAGUCGUCACUUGGGCACGGGUGUGGCAGCUAUCCGCCUCUUUUCUCACCCUGUUGCGACAGGUGAGUCCCGCCCUCUCGCUGACCGCUUUCUGUCUGCUGGUCAUCCUGGGCGGUCUCUGCACCAGCUGUUUAAGUACUCCGGUGGAUAGUACAGAACCGGACGAAGCGCCAGCUCAAAGGAAUCAACAGCUCAUCACGUAUACGUAGUGGUGUCUAAGUUAGACUUAGUGUCUGUCAAGUAUUUGCUAUCAGUAUUCGAAUUUAACUCGUUUAACAUUUUUUAACCGCGAAUAUAAA
Molecule: messenger RNA, 2077 nt
Organism: Drosophila bipectinata
Lineage: Eukaryota; Metazoa; Arthropoda; Insecta; Diptera; Drosophilidae
Product: solute carrier family 22 member 13
Biological process (GO): transmembrane transport
Molecular function (GO): transmembrane transporter activity
Source: RefSeq, a predicted model, not a curated record